CUCCGCCCGCUCCGCAGCCGGGCUUCCGGCGGGCUCCCGGCGCCGGGCUUUCCUGACGCGCCGCGCGUGGGCCGCCGCCUGGGCCCCGCCGACCCUGCUCGCCGCCGGCAUGUUCGAGGAGCCCGAGUGGGUCGAGGCCGCCCCGGCGGCCGUGGGCCUCGGGCCCGCGACCACACAGGUGCGGCCGGCGACCGCGCCGCCAGCCAAGGGCCGCAAACGCCGCCAUCUUUUGGCCACAUUACGAGCCCUGGAAGCAGCAUCUCUCUCCCAGCAGUCUCCCAGCCUACCUGGCAGUGACUCUGAGGAUGAGGAGGUGAUAGGACGGAAGAACAAACACCUCCAAAGGCCCUCACUUGCCAACGCCUCAAAGGAAGUAGUUGAGAAAAGUAAAAGGAAAUGUCAAAAACAGGCACCGUCUAUCAGUGACUCUGAGGGCAAGGAAGUAGAAAGGAAAUGCCACAGACAAGGUUUUCUUGGUGGGACCUCUGCUGAAGAAAAAGGAAAGAGGAAAUGCCGAAAAUAUUCCCAUCCACACCCAACCCAGCACCUGGACGGUAUUGAUCAAACAGUUCACAGUUCGAGGACAAGUACUGCUACCCUUUACCCACCUAAGCCCAGCCCUGAGUCCACAUCACCUAACUCCUCACAUACCCUGAGCCGCAGACAGUGGCGGAACCGGCAGAAGAAUAAGCGGAGACACAAGAACAAAUUCCGGCCACUUCAGACUCCAGACCAGGCUCCUCCCCAGGCUUCCACAGAGGAGGCCGAGGUACCUCCUGCCCCAAAGUCAGACAGUCAAGAGACUAGAGCCGGAGCGCUUCGAGCUCGCAUGACGCAACGGCUGGAUGGGGCCCGAUUUCGAUACCUUAAUGAACAGUUGUACUCGGGGCCCAGCAGCACUGCCCAACGCCUCUUCCAGGAAGACCCUGAGGCUUUUGACCUCUAUCACCGUGGCUUUCAAAGACAAGUGAAAAAGUGGCCCCUGCACCCAGUGGACCGGAUCGCCAAAGAUCUCCGCCAGAAGCCUGCAUCCUUGGUGGUAGCUGACUUUGGCUGUGGAGAUUGCCGCCUAGCUUCAAGUGUCCGGAACCCUGUGCACUGUUUUGACUUGGCCGCUCUGGACCCCAGGGUCACUGUAUGUGACAUGGCCCAGGUGCCUCUGGAGGAUGAGUCUGUGGACGUGGCUGUAUUUUGCCUUUCACUGAUGGGGACUAACAUCAGGGACUUCCUCGAGGAGGCAAAUCGUGUGCUGAAGUCAGGGGGUCUUCUCAAAGUAGCUGAAGUCAGCAGCCGCUUUGAGGAUCUUCGGUCCUUUUUGGGGGCUGUGACCAAACUUGGCUUUAAGGUCAUCUACAAGGACCUGACCAAUAGCCACUUCUUCUUGUUUGACUUUGAAAAGACUGGGCCUCCUCGAGUAGGACCCAAAGCCCAACUCUCAGGCCUGAAACUUCAGCCCUGUCUCUACAAGCGCAGGUGACCAGUAGACACCUGUUGAAAAGGGAGAGUUCAGACUCCAGACUCUGAACUCUGAAGAUGGUAUCAACCCCGGCUGUGAUCCAGGACCUGGUACCUCCCUUUGUCUGUACCAAGAACACCGUGGUAAAGCCUCCAGCUCAGCUCUACUCCAGUGGAGUCUUCUUGGCUAGAGAAAACAUGAAAUUACUUGGGCAGGCUCAAGAAGGUUAUCGUGAGGGCAUAGAUACACAGCUAUCUGGGAAUUGUGGUCACUUCAGGUGUCAUGGAGACUAGUUAGCUUGGAAUUGAUGGAUCUCUGGGUGUGGUUUCUCUUCAUCUCUCAGAAGGCAUUUGGGCACUCCACUGUGCUGUCCUCUGAUUGUGUUGACCAACCUCUGCUUGUCCAUAGUUUCUCUUCCCUCAACUUCAAGACUGCAGGUAGACACCUUUUGCCUAUGGCAGGUCCCAAUGUCAGCUUGUCACUUUGGGCUGGGUGUUACUUAGUUUCUUUCUUUUUUGGAGUUGAGAAUCAUUUAAAUUGUAGUUUUGUUGUUUUGAGGUAGCAUUUCAUAUUAGUCCAGGCUGACCUCAAACAAAACUAAUGGCAGUUCCCCUGCCUCAGCCUCCUGGAUUAUUGGUAUUACGGGCGUGAGCCACCAUACCCAUCUUAAGGAAUUAUUUAAUUUCUGCAUAUUCCAUUUCUCAUUUGAAAAGUGUAAAGUUCUUGUCUUAUACCGUGUUGUAUUGGUUAACUGAGGAGAGCUGCAGCCAGAGCUGGGAAUACUAAGAGGCACUGAAUAAACUGGUUAUGGCUAUUGUA
Molecule: messenger RNA, 2275 nt
Organism: Meriones unguiculatus (Mongolian gerbil)
Lineage: Eukaryota; Metazoa; Chordata; Mammalia; Rodentia; Muridae
Gene: Rrp8
Product: ribosomal RNA processing 8
Exons: 7
Coding region: 110-1477 (455 amino acids)
Biological process (GO): cellular response to glucose starvation; rDNA heterochromatin formation; regulation of transcription by glucose
Cellular component (GO): nucleolus; rDNA heterochromatin; chromatin silencing complex
Molecular function (GO): methyltransferase activity
Source: RefSeq, a predicted model, not a curated record